Messenger RNA from Didymella exigua CBS 183.55, 1252 nucleotides. Its product is annotated as HSP20-like chaperone. The transcript is spliced from 3 exons. Gene Ontology annotation, biological process: protein folding; chaperone-mediated protein complex assembly. Lineage: Eukaryota; Fungi; Ascomycota; Dothideomycetes; Pleosporales; Didymellaceae. The record is from RefSeq and is a predicted model, not a curated record. Gene Ontology annotation, cellular component: cytosol; nucleus. Bases 295 to 960 code for a protein of 221 amino acids. Gene Ontology annotation, molecular function: protein-folding chaperone binding; Hsp90 protein binding.
GCCUGCCUCACUCGCAGCUUUCGACCAGCUCGUUGACAAACGAGAAGCUCCAUACCCAUCUUGUGAUUGUCCGGCUGCAGUUUGCUAGCAGAUACUAACCACAAAACUGGGGCUGAAGCUCGUCCUUCUACAGCUUCCAUUGCUUUCUACGCUAGUCUCUCCACAACAUCGCAUUUCUUCCGUCUUCUCGACCUUGACUUUACAGCUACACGACUCCGUCAUACAACACAUAAAGCAUUCUGCUUCACGCAACUUCGAUACCUAUUUCACGCCUGCACAUUCACAUCCACAAUCAUGUCCACACCUACCGUCACACCCGAAGUCACCUGGGCUCAGCGCUCGUCCGCUGACGACGCCGAGAGAAACUACGUCUUCCUCACCAUUGUCGCCGCCGAUGUCCCAGAGUCCGACCUGAAACUCGAACUGCAACCCACAAAGCUCAGCUUCAAGGGUACUUCAACAUCGAAAAAGGUCACCUACGCUGUUGAUCUUGAGUUCUUCGCCGAGAUUGACCCCAAGGAGUCCAAGAUCCAACAUAGCGGUCGCGAUGUCACACUCGUCCUCCGCAAGAAGGAGCUCAAGGAGGAGUUCUGGCCGCGUCUGCUCAAGGACAAGGCGAAGGUUCACUUCCUGAAGACCAACUUUGACAAGUGGGUCGAUGAGGACGAGCAGGACGAGGCUCCCGCCGACGACGAGAUGAUGAACCAGAUGAAUCCCAUGGGCGGCGGCGACGGUGGCUUCGGUGGCAUCGACUUCUCCAAGCUCGGCGCAGCUCAGGGCAUGGGCGGCCUCCCAGGAAUGGGUGGCAUGCCCGGCAUGGAAGGACUCGAGGGCGAUGACAGCGACGACGACGAUGAGGACAUGCCCGAGCUUGAGGACGACGAGGCCAGCAAGAACAAGCCCCCCGUCGCCGUCGCCGCCGCAUCUGGCGACAAACCCAAGAUUGAGGAGGUCGCAUAAAUGUUUGAUACCCUCGCUACGACUGAAUGACACGAAAAGUGGAGGCAGUGAGUUUACGACUGUACGGCGCUAUGGCAUAUCUGGGCGAUGUUUUGUUCGGGAUAUGACUUAGCAUGAAGGCGGCGUAUAUUGGGAGCGCUGCGCAGACUCCGACGAGCCUUGCACGGGUAUACAAUUGAUGACUUCUACAUGACAGAUGAAUCAAACGAUACUCCAUUAUAUUCUCGACCAAUCUUGGCUCUUAUCUAUAAGUGGCUGUGGUAUCAAUCGCUCAUAACAGAAUACCUCCCAG